AGUAGGAUUUACUAGGACAAACGCUCAGCAAAAACGUUCAACUCGCGGCGUGUUCAGUGUAGCGUUCAAAAAUGAAUUUAUACGUGCUAUUUGUGUCCGCUUUAUUCGCGUUUAAUUCGAUAGAUUGUUUGAAUAUCUUGGCUGUUAUGCCGCACAUGGGCAAGAGCCAUCAAUUGGUGUUCGAGCCGUUGUUUAAAAAAUUGGUUGAAAACGGACAUUCGUUGACUUUGAUAACGAGAUACCCGCAGAAGAAGCCGGUGCCUAAUUGGACGGAUAUUAAUAUAUCGAACGUGGAAUACAAUUCGACUGAAAUUGUUACCUUUGAUAGCCUAACAGGGACGAGACUGGAUAGGUAUCUUUGCAGCAAAUUAUUGGCAUCGUUCGCUUAUAUAACUUGCGAAGAAGGUCUUUCACAUCCGAAUUAUUUGAAUUUCCUCAAAACAGACCAGCAUUUCGACUUGGUUUUGAUCGAAACAUUCAACACUAAUUGCUUCAUGGGAGUAGCGAAAAAAUUCAAAGUCCCUAUAAUAGGAAUACACUCUGGAGAGUGGAUGCCCUGGUUGCACGGCAUGUUCAGCAGAACAAACAAUCCCUCUUAUGUCUCCGAUCAUUUUUUGGGCCACUCGGACAGCAUGAGUUUCCUCGAACGAGUGGAAAAUACGAUUUUCUUCUUCAUCAACCAGUUCGUCUACGACAUGUUCUUAGCUAGGCAAGGAAAGCAACUCUCCAAAGACAUAACCGGCGUAGAUUUAGAAGAAGAUAUGAUGAAAAAUAUAAGUUUAUUAUUGAUUAACACUCAUUUUACUCUUAAUUCAAAGUUGCCUCUUAGUCCUAAUAGUAUAGAAAUCGGUGGUAUACACGUCAUUAAUCAGCCCAUCAAUCCUCUACCGAAGGAUUUGAAAAAAUUCAUUGAAGAAGCGAAGCAUGGUGUCAUCUACAUGAGUUUAGGCUCGACCAUACGAGGAGAUUCCCUGCCAGAAGAGAAGAAACGAGCGUUCCUGAACGCCUUUUCCAGAUUAAAACAACGCGUUGUGUGGAAAUGGGAGGGCGAAAUGACCGGCAAAACUCCCAACGUUUUGAUCUACAGAUGGACACCUCAAAGGGAUGUUUUAUGUCAUCCCAAUGUGAAGGCGUACAUAGGUCACAGCGGUAUACUAGGAGUGAUGGAAGCAGUGGAUUGUAGCAAACCUAUUUUACUGCUUCCCCUGUUUGGGGAUCAGUUUACCAAUGCUAUAAACAUCCAGAGGAACGGGGGCGGCAUAAUGCUGCAUUGGAAUAGCACAAACGAGGAUGCUAUAUACGAUACGCUACAAAAAUUACUAUCCCCAAAGUUCGAAAAAAGCGCGAAAGAUCUAUCAAGUAGAUUUAAAGACAGACCGUUAGCUCCAAUGGAGACCGCCUUGUAUUGGAUACACUACGUUUCGAGACACAAAGGCGCACCCUUCAUGAAAACAGCGGCCGUGGAUAUGCCGUUUUAUCAGCACUAUUUAUUAGAUGUUAUAGGUUUCCUACUUGUUAUUUUUUUGACUAGUUUUUACGUUAUUUACAAAUCUACCAAAUGUACUCUUAAGUUGUUGUGUAAAAGACCGCACCAAAAAAUAAAGAAAUCUUAAAUUUGUUAUCGACUCCA
Phyllotreta striolata is the source of this 1630-nucleotide messenger RNA. Lineage: Eukaryota; Metazoa; Arthropoda; Insecta; Coleoptera; Chrysomelidae. The record is from the annotation of a GenBank genome assembly.